GUGGCGGCGGCGGCGACGCCGGGAGGAUGCGGGCGGGCGGAGGGGCGCGGGCGCUGCUCGUGCUGCUGCUGCGCCGCUGCCUUCUGAUGGCACCGCGCCCGGCCGCGGGGCAGCACGGGGAUGGCUGUGGCCACACAGUGCUGACAGCACAGAGCGGGACGCUGAGCUCCAGGAACUACCCCGGCACAUAUCCCAACCACACUUGGUGCCAUUGGCAGCUGCAGGCCCCCCCGGGCACCUCCCUCAUCGUGGCCUUUGGGGACGUCGACUUGGAGUCCUCGGAGCACUGCACCCACAGCUCCCUGCUGCUGGCCGACCCUGAGAGAGGCACUGCUUAUGGGCCCUACUGUAGGAAUGCUGUCCCUGCCACCCCGCUGCUGGUCACCAACUCCAGUGCCAUCACCAUCCUGUUCAACAGCACCAGCCACCGCUCAGGACGAGGCCUCCUCCUGUCCUAUGCCAGCUCACAGCACCCAGACCUGAUCUCCUGCUUGGUCAGAGGUACCCACUUCUUCCAGGAGCACGUCAGUGUGUACUGCCCUGCUGGCUGCAAGGACAUCGAGGGGGACAUCUGGGGCAACACAAAGGACGGCUACCGGGAUACCUCAGUGCUGUGCAAAGCAGCUGUGCACGCCGGUGUGGUCGCCGAUGAGGUGGGUGGGCAGGUCACCCUGUCCCGUGAGAAGGGGAUCACACUCUACGAGUCUGCCUUCGCCAAUGGGCUGCACUCCAAAAGGGGCUCCCUCUCUGAGAAGCGUCUCCUAUUCCACAAAGCCUGCGGCGAUGCCCUGGAGGUGGUCGCCUUCAACGCGUCAUCCUGGUGGCAGGAGGUGGACAUGCUGGGGCAGGAGCGGAGCUGGGCAGCUGAGCGGGCAGCCCUGGGCACCCCCAGCCCCUCCUGGGCAGCUGAUCCCAGCACUGACACCGCCUGGCUGGAGCUGGACCUGGGCACCCGCAGAAAUGUCACAGGGAUCAUCACAAAGGGAUCUGCUGAGAUAUAUGACUUCUACGUGACGUCCUACCGGGUGUCCUCCAGCCGUGAUGGGAAGAACUGGAGACCCUACAGGGGCAGCAGUGGCCGGGAGGACAAGGUCUUUGAAGGAAACAUGGACAGCCUCGGGGAGGUCUCCAACGCCUUCAUCCCACCCAUCACGACCCGCUACCUGCGCAUCACACCCCAGAGCUGGCAUCAACGUGCUGCCUUGAAGGUGGCCUUGCUGGGCUGCCAGAUGGCACGAGUCCGUGCAGCACGGCCCUAUGUGCCCAGCGUCCCAAAGGAGGUCCCUGCCCACAUCCCCAUCCCCACCAGCCGCCCGCCUGGCCGCACACCCAUCCCUGGCGUCGCCCUGGACCCUGAGAAGGCAGACUCCACACUGCUGGUGAUGCUUCUCAUCGGCGUCUUUGUCCUCCUCUGCUCCAGCCUCCUGCUGCUGGCUUUCCUCUGCCGCAGGAGGAGGAAGCCAGCCACCAAGCUGAACUGUGGGCUCACGAAAGGACAACCCAAGCUGGAGGCAAGCCAGGUGUGUUCCCUGGGGAGCCUGCCACCGCCCGGAUCCACCCUGCCCUCCUUCCCUGUGGUGCUGGGUGACCUCAGCCAGACCUCACCAGACUACGCCGAGCCGGAUGUGGUCCAGGUGAGCCCCAGCAGCCAGUUGGCCUCCUCCACCUUCAAGCCUCCCCCCGACGAGGGCUACACCCUGCCGCUGGUUGUGAGCCACUACGACGUGCCGGGAAAACACCACGAAUACGCAGAGCCUCUGCCACCAGAACCCGAAUACGCCACACCGUUUGGUGAACCCGAGCACGUCGGCACCCGCUGGAACCCCAGUGACACCGCAGGGCUCCCUGCCUCCCCGAACCGUGCCGGCUCCCCAGGCUCCCCCCCAACACGGUACGUUGCCCCCCCGUUGCAGCUGCCUGGGGUGGAGCGGACUGCCAGCCCCCAUGGGGACGGGUUCCCUGCGGAGGGAUCCCACUCACAGCAGCUCGCAGACUGUCCCUUCUCUCAUGUGUACCACGAGGCCUGGUGAGGUGGCGGAGGAGAGCUGCCCACCCUCGGAUGGAGCCCUUCCUUGGGGCGCGGAGGGGUUUUAUACCUAAAUCUGCACUUUUAUUUAAAUAUAUAUAUAUAUACAUACAUGUAUAUAAACCAUCAGCUGCCGUGCGAGCGCCCUCACGCAGGGCUCAGAGUUGGGCAGAAGCCGACGAGUUCUGCUAUGCGUGACGCAUCCCAUACAGCCCUAUGGAGGAGCGCUAUGGGCACCAGCAGCCCCUACGCGCAGCCGCCGCAGCACCGCCGCUUCCUAUAGGAACAACCGCAGCUGCCACGCGGCUCCACACGUGGACGCAGCCCCCACCACACCCCCACGUGACUCCCUCACGUGACCACCGCUUUCCUCGCUACUCUUCGCACCGCCACCCCGGGGCGCCAGAACAAGCGGUUACCGGCGACCCCUCCCACAAAAAUUGUGCUUCCGAAAUCUCUUGAUGUCGAUUCCGCGGGGGCGGCCGGAACCCCCCCGUGCCACGCACGGCAGAAGCCCUUUUUAAAGCUUCGCUUUCGCGCUGCGGCCGCUGGGCAGCGACAGACUCCCUUCAAGUUCGCGGCGAGUCUCGUGGUAUUUUCCCCGAAGACAGAGGGAAUACUUUAUUUUUUACCUUUUCCCCUUCGUAUUUCACUGCGCUUUUAGCCAUUUCUGCG
Phasianus colchicus (ring-necked pheasant) is the source of this 2701-nucleotide messenger RNA. RefSeq names its product discoidin, CUB and LCCL domain-containing protein 1-like. The record is from RefSeq and is a predicted model, not a curated record. Gene Ontology annotation, cellular component: plasma membrane. Gene Ontology annotation, molecular function: signaling receptor activity. NCBI's taxonomy places the organism in Eukaryota, Metazoa, Chordata, Aves, Galliformes, Phasianidae.